AUGUGCUGUUGUGGGCCCUCUCGCCACGUCCACAGCUAUGCGCACGCGCUGCUGCCACGUCAGCACAGGCACGGCGGAAUCAACGCCACUGGAGCAGCAGCAGCACCAGACACUCCCCUAGCCGCACCAGCAGCUGUAGCAUCAUCAACUGUAGCAGCUGUGGCAGCAGCAACAGCAUCAGCUGUAGCAGUCACACUCGUACCCCCCACCAUCGCUGCCUCUGCUCCUCCUCCUCCUCCUGCUCCUCCUGCUCCUCCUGCUCCUCCUGCUCCUCCUGCUGACGUGGAUACAGCCACGUGUGCAGAUCCCCCUCGCUAUAAGCUCAUACACCAGCAACGCAGCAGCGCCCCCCCGGGGCCGAUUCAGAUCCACACAGUACCCCAGCAGUCGCACCAGGUUAGGGUGGUUCAGACUCCCCAGCAUUAUGAUCUCAGACAUGCACUCGUCUACAGCCUUGAAACUGCCGCUGUGCAGAACCUUCACUGCCACGUCACGCUGAUGUGGACUGCUGUUUGA
Closterium sp. Yama58-4 is the source of this 516-nucleotide messenger RNA. NCBI's taxonomy places the organism in Eukaryota, Viridiplantae, Streptophyta, Zygnematophyceae, Desmidiales, Closteriaceae. The record is from the annotation of a GenBank genome assembly.